CACGAUAAAAAAGGACAUUGACAGAUACUGACAUUUUCCUAAUUGAAAUGAAACAACGGCCGUGUCCGUUUGGGAAGCCGGAGGUUCGGAGCGCCUUCAGCUGUUACCCAAUGAAAUUCUCCGCUCUUUUGACCAAUCAGCGGCGAGGAGGCGGGGCCGCCGGGCAGGAUAAAAGGGGCUCGCGGGCGAGCAGUGUUGCUGUUUUGGGCUGUUUGCGGCAGGGAGCUGCUAUGGCGCGUACGAAGCAGACGGCGCGUAAGUCGACGGGCGGCAAGGCGCCCCGCAAGCAGCUGGCCACCAAGGCGGCCCGCAAGAGCGCGCCGGCCACGGGCGGCGUCAAGAAGCCGCACCGCUACCGGCCCGGCACGGUGGCGCUGCGCGAGAUCCGGCGCUACCAGAAGUCCACGGAGCUGCUGAUCCGCAAGCUGCCCUUCCAGCGCCUGGUGCGCGAGAUCGCGCAGGACUUCAAGACCGACCUGCGCUUCCAGAGCUCGGCCGUGAUGGCGCUGCAGGAGGCCAGCGAGGCCUACCUGGUGGGGCUCUUCGAGGACACCAACCUGUGCGCCAUCCACGCCAAGCGCGUCACCAUCAUGCCCAAGGACAUCCAGCUGGCCCGCCGCAUCCGCGGCGAGCGCGCUUAAGUCUUCCAGCUUUCAGCUUCAAAACCGAAAGGCUCUUUUAAGAGCCACUACAAGGCCACCGGAGAGAGCUGUUGUCUCUUGUUACGGAGCAGGCACAGGCAGUCCGCACCAAGCACUUGUCCGUGCUUAAAGCAGUACUAGUUCUGGGGUAGCAGGGGGGAUUGCAGGCCUUCCGUAGUGUCCAGCCCCUUGCGCUCCGUAUGCGUUGGUGCUUCGAAGGCUCGCUGUACAGAGCCGCCGGCGCUGGGAGGGUGUCAGGGGCUGUGGUGAGGCGAGAGCGGUGCUUAGAGAACAGGCAGCCUCACAAGCAGGACGGGGGAGGAGGGGAAGGCUUUGGGCACAGGGCUCGCAGCCCCUUUGCCGUGCAGUGCCUAGGGCGCUAACGGGUGCUUUCCGCUGUUUCUUCUUCCCGCUCUGUCCCGCCCACCGAAAGGAGAGGGGAGAGCCGCCGCCAUUUCAGGAGCUUCCUUCCCCUUCCAGGCUGUGGCGGUGAAAUUGGUGCCGCGAGAGCGGCUGCGGCAAUCGCGGUUGCCCCGGACCUCCAAACCCUUUCUUUUUCUCUCCCCUGUCUGUCUGUCCCUUCCAGCGCCCUUUCGAAAGAGGGUCUGGGGGUUGAGCGGGUGGGGCUCCGUGUGGAGGAGAAUGGGGGAAUAAAGGACGUGACUUUCCGAACACGUUUCCCUCUAACACCAGAUGCCUCCCUCCAGCAAAGCGCUACAGCCGUUGCCCUCGUAAGAGUUCCCGCAGUAAGAUCAGGGCAUUUCCCGCUCCCGAGCGCGAGAAUUCCCCUCGUUUAGCGUGGGGAGGCGGCUGGGGGAGGCAGCUGUGCGCUUCAGAAGCUACAGAAAACAAAACCCCUUCCCCCUUUUCCCCUCCCCCAGACUUAAUCCCCAAAA
Molecule: messenger RNA, 1537 nt
Organism: Corvus hawaiiensis (hawaiian crow)
Lineage: Eukaryota; Metazoa; Chordata; Aves; Passeriformes; Corvidae
Product: histone H3-like
Exons: 1
Coding region: 48-641 (197 amino acids)
Cellular component (GO): nucleosome
Molecular function (GO): protein heterodimerization activity; structural constituent of chromatin; DNA binding
Source: RefSeq, a predicted model, not a curated record